AACCUUCACUCUCUCUAGCCUCCCUCAUCUUUCUCUCUCUGUCGGCGAUGCAGAGGCUAUCGUUAGACUCAUCAGCUUCAAAGCUCCAUAGCUAUGGAGGACGAAAGGACGACAUCGAUGACUUGAAACUAGUUUCCUCUUCUCCUUCUUCGUCGUCGUCCGCGGCAGAUUACGACGAUCACGAGCUCAAAGACUUUAAGCCGAGACGGUUAUCAUCGCUGCAAUCACCAUUCGCGACAACGAAUCAGAAGCAAGAGAAGCUUGUUCACUUCAUUCCGAUUCUCACUCUCAUCUGCUUUAUCAUCCUCUACCUCACUUCUUACGCUCCGUCCCAAUCAGAUUUGGCUCAGUUUAAUGGAUUCAUGCGUCCUUCGAAACAUUUAGAAUCGGACGAAAAUGGCGACGAAAUCUCUGGAUUUAUCAGAGCCGAUACACUAGCCAUCCGUAGUAGCGUACGAAACCUUCAAGAGACGGAAAGUUUCACGACGAAAUCACUUCCCCGUCGCCGGACUUCUCACCGGAAAACCGCAGACUUCUAGCUUAUCUCAAUCUAAUUAUUUCGUCGUCGCAUUGCAUGUCGAUUUGUUUUAUUCCAAUUAAAAGAAUUCGAAUUUC
Molecule: messenger RNA, 615 nt
Organism: Arabidopsis arenosa
Lineage: Eukaryota; Viridiplantae; Streptophyta; Magnoliopsida; Brassicales; Brassicaceae
Source: the annotation of a GenBank genome assembly